AUUUUGUUUAAUUGUUUGAUUCCCUUAUAAAUAGAUCUGUUGAUUUACAAAUUAUUUUUAAAGCAAACAAACCCUUUACAUUUAAAUCAUUUUGUUUAAUAUAUUCAGGCACCCAUCUCAUAGAAUCUGCUGAAAUUCCAUGAGCCAACUGCAUAAAAACCAGACAUGUUCAACAAGAAUCCAUUUUUGAAGAUUCAGAAAAUCCAAUCUGAAUUAAUCUAAAAAAUGAAAUCAAUGGAACUUGGCAGACACUCAACAUGAAAGCCUUCAUUUCAGAUUCUAUAGUGGCAUUGGUUAAGGAGAGACAAACACCGGCUGUAAAAGCUUACCCAAAAAUCUCACAGCACUGUACAGAUGCAACUUGAAAAAAAAUCCAACACUCUUCCAUUUUUCUUCUUUUCAACAGCCAUAGCAUUUCUCAAAUUGAAUGCAAAAUGAGAAAAUGGAAAUGGCUGAGGAGUUUAAUUUCAGACACGGAGGAAUUUGUCUUGGCAAAUUGAAAUUAGCACUUGGAGUCAUGUAUAAGGUCUGAUAUGUAGACAUAAAUUAAUGGCUGCAAUGCCCGAUUUGAGGAUGAAGAGGGCGAUAGUAUCUGGUUUCAACCGUGGUAGAAGUAGAAUUAGAAUGAAUAACAGUACACACUCUCUCAUCACUCACGGGAGCUUUUCAUUUGGUACAGGAACUUUUCCUCAAAAUAAACUUAUUGACAUGUAUGUCAAGUGCGGUAGUUUAGUUAAUGCUCGUAAAGUGUUUGACGAAAUGACACAACGAGAUGGCUUCUCAUGGAAUAUUUUGAUUUUAGCUUACAGAAGACAUGGAUAUCCUCACGAGGCACUUAUACUGUUCCACGACAUGCAACAAACAAGUGUCCAGCCUAAUCAAUUCACCUUUGCCAGCAUUCUUCCAGCUUGUGCCAAAAUCGGGGACUUGAAACAGGGUAUGGUUGUCCAUCAAAGCAUAAUGGAGAACGGUUUUAUGUCAGAUGUUUUAGCUGUGAGUGCUCUGAUAGACAUGUAUUCAAAAUGUGGAAGUAUACGUAAGGCACGGGAACUGUUUGACAAGAUGCCUCAAAGAAAUGUUGUCUCAUGGAAUUCCAUGAUUGCAGGAUAUGCACAAUAUGGAAUUCUCGAUGAGGCUUCAAGGCUUUUCAAAGAAAUGCCUAGACAAGAUGUGGUGUCAUGGAAUGCAUUGAUUACAGGAUAUGCUCAAAAUGGAGUUUUUGACGAGGCUGCUAGGCUAUUCAAUGAAAUGCCUCAAAGAAAUGUGGUCUCAUGGAAUGCGAUGAUUGCAGGAUAUGCACAAAAUGGAUUUGUUGAAAAGGCCUUUGAGACUUUUAAGCAAAUGCAAUUGGCGGGUUUACAUCCAAACUCCACAACAUUUGCCAGUGUCCUCCCAGCCUGUGCCAAAAUACGAGCUUUGGAUCAGGGUAUGACCAUCCAUCGAAACAUUACUGAAAGUGGUUUCUUGUCAGAUGUUGUAGUUGUGAGUGCCCUGGUAGACAUGUAUUCAAAAUGUGGAAGUAUAUGGAGUGCACGUGAACUUUUUGACAAAAUGCCUCAAAGAAAUGUCAUCUCGUGGAAUGCAAUGAUAGCGGGAUAUGCACAAAAUGGUCUGCUUGAUGAGGCUUCGACACUUUUCGAAGAAAUGUCUCAAAGAAAUGUGGUUUCAUGGAAUGCGAUGAUUGCAGGAUAUGCACAAAAUGGUGUUCUUGACAAGAGUUUAAGGCUUUUUAAAGAAAUGCCUCAACGGAAUUUGGUGUCAUGGAAUACCAUGAUUGCAGGAUAUGCACAGCAUGGUGCUCUUGGCGAGGCUUUAAGUUUUUUCAUAGAAAUGCCUACGAGAAAUGUGGUCUCGUGGACUACAAUUAUUGCAGGAUAUGCACAUAAUGGGUUUGUUGAAAAGGCUUUGGAGACUUUCAAAAAAAUGCAUGUAGCAGGUGUAAAGCCAAAUACCACAACGUUGACCAGCAUCCUCCCAGCCUGUGCCAAAAUGGGAGCUUUGGAACAUGGUAUGGACAUCCAUCGCAGAGUAAUUGAAUGUGGAUUUUCUUCGGAUAUGAUAAUUUCCAGUGCCCUAGUAGACAUGUAUGCAAAAUGUGGAAGGAUACACAAGGCACGAGAACUGUUUGACAAAAUGCCUCAGAGAAAUGUUGUGUCAUGGACUGCAAUGAUUGCAGGCUAUGCCAUGCAUGGCUUUCGUGAGGAUGCUCUUAAACUUUUUGAACUAAUGAAGCCCUCUGGAACACAACCUGACCAUGUAAGCUUAGUUUGUGUUUUAUUUGCAUGCAGCCAUGUAGGUUUAGUAGAUGAGGGUUGUAAAUACUUCAAUGACAUGAUUAAAUCUUAUUGUAUUAUGCCUACUAUGGAUCAUUACAUAUGCAUGGUUGAUCUUCUUGGCCGUGCUGGCUAUCUUGAGGAAACCCUAAACUUUAUAAUCAAAAUGCCAAUUAAACCUGCAGUAACUGUGUGGAUGAGUUUUCUUGGUGCUUGUAGAUCACAUAAGAACAUAGGGCUAGGACUAUUUAUAGCAAACCUGCUUUUUGAACUGGAUCCUAAAAAUACUGCCCCUUUUGUUCUACUGUCAAACAUCUUUGCAGAAAUGGGGAGGUGGGAUGAUGUUCAGAAAGUACGGAGAUUGAUGAAAGAUAGAGGAAUUAAAAAGAUGCCUGGAUGUAGUUGGAUUGAAGUCAAUAAAAUGGUUCAUGCUUUUUGUGUUGGAGACAGAUCACACUCACAAACACAUGAGAUAUAUGCAACAUUGGAGAAAUUGUCUCAGGAGAUGAAGGCAGCAGGGUAUUCUCCAGAUUCAAGACAUGCACUGAAUGAUGUGGUGGAGGAAGAAAAAGAAUUAUUCCUUUGCCACCAUAGUGAGAAGUUGGCUAUUGCAUUUGGAUUAUUAAACACAGCCCCUGGAACAACCAUUAGAGUUGUCAAGAACCUCAGAGUAUGCAUUGAAUGCCACACUGCAACUAAGUUCAUCUCCAAGAUUGUUGAAAGAAAAAUUGUUGUGAGAGAUUCAAACCGGUUCCAUCAUUUUACACAGGGAGAAUGUUCUUGUGGAGAUUAUUGGUGAUGCAAAGUGAAGGACAUUGUAAACAUAGGAUUGUUGCAAAACAAAGGUGUAUCAUAUCAGACUUUCAGUGCUAAGGAGUCUGAUUCUACUUUCAGCUUUUAAUUUAUGAGCCCUGUGUAUUAUGGGUGAUUAUUUCUAUACUGAUGGGGUAUUGUCAAAGCCCUGUUAUUGCAUAUGACAUUAAGAAACUUUGCAUAAUAAAGUUCACAAGUUUAUAUUAGUGAAGGCCUUGCUUAGCCACAAAGACUUGUGAG
Cryptomeria japonica (Japanese cedar) is the source of this 3326-nucleotide messenger RNA. Its product is annotated as pentatricopeptide repeat-containing protein At1g09410, mitochondrial-like. NCBI's taxonomy places the organism in Eukaryota, Viridiplantae, Streptophyta, Pinopsida, Cupressales, Cupressaceae. The record is from RefSeq and is a predicted model, not a curated record. The coding region runs from base 550 to 3072 and encodes 840 amino acids. Gene Ontology annotation, biological process: RNA modification. Gene Ontology annotation, molecular function: RNA binding; zinc ion binding; protein binding. The transcript has a single exon.